AUGAAGUUCACUGCCUUGUUCACCCUGGGUCUGGCCACCACCGCCCUGGCCACCCCCACCAAGGUCUCCCGCGAGGCUUCCCUCGUCCAGCGUGAUGCCGCCGCCGUCAAGAGCGUCAUCGCCGGCAUCAGCGACAAGGUCGACUCUCUGUCCUCCGCCAUCGAGGGCUACAGCGGUGGUGACCCCUCCAAGGUCGAGUCCGCCUCCGCGGACCUGAUCUCCACCAUCAAGAAGGGUGUCUCCUCCGUGGAGGGCGGCGACGACCUCUCCUCCAGCGAUGCCCUGGCCCUGACCUCCCCCGUGCAGGACCUGACUGACAAGGUCGACUCCACCGUCGACAAGAUCAUCGACAAGAAGUCCAAGUUCGAGGCCGCCGGCGCCGCCACCAAGGUCAAGGAGUCGCUCAGCGCCCAGUACGACGCCGCCAGCAGCCUGGCCGACGCCAUCUCCGACAAGGUCCCCGAGGCCCUGGCCGACGUCGCCAAGGAGCUCUCCGCCGGCAUCACCAAGGCCAUCCAGAAGGGCAUUGACGCCUACAAGGACGCCAAGGACUCCUCCAGCAAGACCGACUCCGCUACUGCCACUGCCUCUGCCACUGCCACCGAGUCCGGCUCCGCCACUGAGACUGAUGCUGCCACCACCUCCGCCGCCGACAGCACCGGCACCACCUCCGCCCCCGUCAUCCCCCACCCCACUGAGUCCGGCUCCGCCAGCCCCUCUGCCACCCCUACUCCCACCGGUGGCUCCGGCUCUGACGGCUCUGGCUCCGGCUCUGAUGGCUCCGGCUCCGGCUCCGGCUCCGAGUCCGGCCAGCCCCCUCUGGCCACCGGCGCUGCUAGCAACAACCGCUUCAGCUACUCCCUUGGUGGCGCUAUUGCCGCCGCUGCUAUCGCUGUUGCCAUCUAA
Molecule: messenger RNA, 906 nt
Organism: Aspergillus steynii IBT 23096
Lineage: Eukaryota; Fungi; Ascomycota; Eurotiomycetes; Eurotiales; Aspergillaceae
Product: cell wall mannoprotein 1 family protein
Exons: 1
Coding region: 1-906 (301 amino acids)
Cellular component (GO): extracellular region
Source: RefSeq, a predicted model, not a curated record